AGCAAUUUGGUCAAGGGUUUCUUAUGAAUGUAUGAUAUCGAUAAUGAUAUAUAAAAAGACGCGAUGAUUCCCUCAACAAUUCUUCCCAUCCUCAUUCUUCACGGUUCUGCCCAGCUCGACCAUUAUCCGCGAUUCCCUUACUCGAGUACUUUCUCCUUCCAAGCGCAAGUUCUGGACGAUGGUUAAAUUCUCUUCCUUGAUCAGCCUUGUCGGGCUUGUUGCUUUGGCGCUAGCCGCUAGCAGCGACGAUUGGAAGACAAGGUCUAUCUAUUUUGUUCUCACAGACAGAUUCGCGAGGACAAAUGGCAGCACUAAUGCCUGUUCAAACUUGGGCAAUUACUGCGGCGGGACCUGGAAGGGGAUGCAAAACCAGCUGGACUACAUCCACGGACUCGGGUUCAAUGCCAUCUGGAUCACCCCAAUCGUCAGCAACACCCCCGGCGGCUACCAUGGUUAUUGGGCAAAAGACAUCUACUCCGGAAUGUACAUAAUGGUUGACGUCGUUGUCAAUCACAUGGGCGCGGGGGAUAUCACAACCUUCAACCCCUUCAACUCAAGCUCGUACUACCACCCCCGCUGCAGUAUCAAUGACGACGACCAAUGGAGGAUCGAGCGAUGCCGGAUCGCGGGACUCCCGGACCUCAGGACGGAGAACACCACGGUACGCAGGUUGCUCUAUGACUGGAUCAGGAACCUGGUGUCGGAGUACUCCAUCGAUGGACUGCGCCUGGACACGGUGAAGCAUGUAGAGAAAGGCUUCUGGCCUGGCUUCACCAGUGCUGCGGGCGUAUACUCUAUAGGAGAAGUGCUCAACGGCGACCCGGCUUACGUCGGCCCAUACCAGAAUUACGUGCCCGCGCUCGUCAACUUCCCCAUGUACUACUCCAUCAACGACUGCUACGCGCGCAGACAUGGGCUCUGGGACCUCGUCAGACAGCACGACAGGGUCAGCUCUGCGUUCUCCCGUCCGGAACUCCUGGGGACAUUCCUGGACAACCAUGACGUUCGGCGCUUCCUAAACAUCAACAACGACUGGACCCUUCUCAAGAACGCUCUCGCCUACACCAUGCUCGCCCGUGGUAUUCCCAUCCUGUACGGUGGUACGGAGCAGGCGUACGGUGGCGGAAACGAUCCCGCUAACAGAGAGGAUCUCUGGAGGAGCAGAUACAAUACCAGUGGCGAUCUCUACACAUUCAUUCAAAAGCUCAUGGGGGUGAAGAAGGUUUUCGGCGGACUGGGUCGGAAUGACCAUGUUCAUUUGUACACCACCGAUAACUGCUAUGCUUUCAGCAGGGCUGGUGGCCGCGUUGUUGUCGUCACCACCAAUGGCGGGAGUGGCACACGCGGAAACUACUGCUUCAACACGCCAAGGCCGCAGGGGACUGUGUACGCCAGUGGGCUCGGGUCAGCUACUUACACUGCUGGCUCUAAUGGCAGGAUCUGUGUGUCCAUUUCGAAUGGGCAACCAGAGGUUCUUGUGUCUUAA
This is a messenger RNA of Tuber melanosporum (Perigord truffle), 1486 nucleotides long. RefSeq lists its product as uncharacterized. Lineage: Eukaryota; Fungi; Ascomycota; Pezizomycetes; Pezizales; Tuberaceae. The record is from RefSeq and is a predicted model, not a curated record. Gene Ontology annotation, molecular function: calcium ion binding; alpha-amylase activity. Gene Ontology annotation, biological process: carbohydrate metabolic process. The transcript is spliced from 4 exons. Bases 179 to 1486 code for a protein of 435 amino acids.